Messenger RNA from Monodelphis domestica (gray short-tailed opossum), 5578 nucleotides. RefSeq names its product centrosomal protein 76 (gene CEP76). Gene Ontology annotation, biological process: regulation of centriole replication. NCBI's taxonomy places the organism in Eukaryota, Metazoa, Chordata, Mammalia, Didelphimorphia, Didelphidae. Gene Ontology annotation, cellular component: centriole. The record is from RefSeq and is a predicted model, not a curated record.
GUUGCUUAGGGCUCCGGGCGGGCCAGGAGAGUAGGGGAGGGCAAUUGGCAGCGGAGUCGCCGGUUUUCACCAUGUCCCUGCCGCCGGAGAAAGCGUCUGAGCUUAAACAGCUCAUCCACCAGCAGCUCAACAAGAUGGAUGUCCAUGGCAGGAUAAGGGAAGUCCUUGCUGAAACUAUACGGGAAGAAUUGGUACCUGAACAACAACUUUCAACAGAGGAUUUAAUAAAAGCUCUUAGACGCAGAGGAAUCAUAGAUGAUGUCAUGAAAGAGCUGACGUUUGUUGCUGACCUAGCUGAUGGAGAACUGACUUCUUCUCCAAAACCAUCUAAUUUUAAUGAUAAGCAGGCAACCCUAUUGAAAAAAACUAAUAUUGAUCCAACACGGAGGUAUCUUUACCUUCAGGUUUUGGGUGGAAAAGCUUUCUUGGAACAUCUUCAAGAACCUGAUCCUUUACCUGGACAAAUUUGUUCUACCUUCACUUUAUGUUUACAUUUUCGAAACCAACGUUUCCGCUCUAAGCCUGUCCCAUGUGCCUGUGAACCAGAUUUUCAUGAUGGUUUUUUGCUUGAAGUACACAGAGAAAGCUUAGGUGAUGGAACUAGAAUGGCUGAUGCAACAACAAUGUUAUCAAUAUGUGAUCCAGUACAUAUGGUUCUAAUAAAAACUGAUAUAUUUGGUGAGACCUCUUUAGUAGCAUCCUAUUUUUUGGAAUGGCGUUCAGUCCUUGGCUCAGAUAACGGGACAACCAAUAUUGCUGUGGAACUUCUAGGUGUAGGUACAGAAUCAAAAGUUUCUGUUGGAAUUUUAAAUGUAAAAGUUGAAGUAUAUCCACAACUUAAUCAAACAUUGUCCCAGGAAAUAGUAAAUACUCAGCUUGCUUUGGAACGACAGAAAACAGCAGAGAGAGAGCGUUUAUUUCUUGUAUAUGCUAAGCAGUGGUGGAGAGAAUAUCUGCAAAUACGACCUUCCCACAACUCAAGGCUGGUAAAGAUUUUUGCACAGGAUGAAAAUGGAAUAAAUAGACCAGUAUGCUCUUAUGUCAGACCCCUUCGAGCUGGGCGGCUCCUGGAUACUCCAAGGCAAGCAGCAAGAUUUGUUAAUGUCCUUGGUUAUGAAAGAGCCUCUGUUAUUGGAGGAGGAGGUAAACACGAACAAUGGUGCACUCUACUGGCCUUUCUCUGUAGAAACAAGGGUGACUGUGAAGAUCAUGCUAACCUUUUGUGCAGCCUUCUCCUUGGAUAUGGAUUAGAAGCCUUUGUUUGUGUAGGAACAAAGGCUAAAGGAGUCCCUCAUGCAUGGGUCAUGACAUGUGGUACUGAUGGCACCAUUACUUUUUGGGAAAGUUUAACAGGGCAUAGGUAUAUCCAUAAGCCCAUCAAUCCUGAUGAUCCUCCAGCUGUGGAACAACCCAAACCACUCUACCCAUAUCGAACUAUAGGGUGUGUUUUCAAUCAUCAAAUGUUUUUGGGGAACUGUCAACCUUCUGACUCAGUAGAACUCUGUGUAUUUGAUCUGAAUGAUGAGUCCAAAUGGAAACCCAUGAGUGAAGAAGCAAUCAAAUCGGUUUGUGCUCCUGGUGCAACAACUUCACUUCCUCCCUUUCCCCCACUUUGUGCUUCAGUGAUUGAUUCUUCAGUAACAAGUAAUGAAAUCGAGAUGCAACUGAGAUUGCUGGUGUCAGAACACAGGCAGGACCUUGGCCUCACUACCGUUUGGGAAGACCAGCUCUCUUAUCUUUUGUCACCAGCUUUGGCAUCUUAUGAAUUUGAGCGUACAACUAGCAUAUCUGCAGGAAAUGAAGAAUUUCAGGAUGCCAUAAGGAGAGCUGUACCUGAUGGUCACACAUUUAAAGGGUUCCCUAUACAUUUUGUGUAUAGAAAUGCAAGGCGAGCAUUUGCUACUUGUCUCCGGUCUCCUUUCUGUGAAGAAAUAAUCUGUUGCAGAGGAGACCAGGUGCGACUUGCAGUCCGUGUUCGAGUAUUUACCUACCCUGAAUCAGCUUGUGCUGUUUGGAUCAUGUUUGCUUGUAAAUAUCGUUCUGUGCUAUGAGAAGAAUCACAUUUGUUUUCUUUUGAGAGGGACUUGACACACUGCACAUCAUUAGCCAUUCACAGGUGCUUUCUUAUAAAAAUCACUAUCUGGCUCAUAUCAUAAUUUCAAUUUUGUAUAUAAACUUAACUAAUAAUGUUUGAAAUUAUUGGUGUGUGUAUUUAAAAAUUAAGGAUAAUGGACUUGUGUAAACUUGAGUGGGGUGUAUAGAUUAAGUGUAUAUUUUAUUUUAAUAAAUGCCACAUUGUUUACAGGUAUUCAGUAGUAUAAAUAUAAUAUUACUCAGUGCCCUGAAGUUCAUAAUUAUUCAUGCAAAAGGUAUGUCUCUAAGGGUAUGUAUUGUGGUAAGAUCAAUAAGACUAUUAAGUUUUACAAAUAAAAUUAUUUAAAAUUUACACAGGCAGAAGUAAUGUAAGUUAACAUUACAAUAGCAAUUAUAGCUGAAAACAAGUGAGGAAAGUAGAUUUUGAUAAUUCAUUAUAGGGUCAGCCAACCAAUGGCUCUUUAGUAUUUCCUCAUCCUAAAGAUCCUUUGAAUGAAGUAUGAAGAAAAACAAUCAGUAACUCCGAUGUUCUAAAUAAAACAGAUACCAUGUGAAAUGAUUGAAUUAUGUAAAUGUCAAAUCUACUUAGUGUAAUAAAUGGUUUGGUGUUAAGACAGGGAGGUGAAGGGGCCUCUGUCAUUGACACUGAUAGAUUCUAUGAUGAUAGGAUAUUGUUAGGUUAGCCAGGCCUACAUAUUUUCCCUCCAAAAAAAUCAUAGCCAUCAUCUGUUCUUGGAAGAGCUCAGUGAUCCUCACCAUUUUAUCUCAUUUCCUUUCCACCUCUAAAUAUGUGGCAUGUGUGAUCUCAUUUGUAAAAAAUAAUUUGUGAGACAUGUGAAAAUGAGUGGGUAUGAUGGAUUUAAUGUGUUCAUUAGUAGUAAUAUGUAGGGGGGUGCAGUUAGGUGGUUCACUAGAUUGAGAGCUAGGCAUGGAGAUGGGAAGUCCUGGACUCAAAUCUGGUCUUAGACACUUCCUAACUGUUUGACCCUGGGCAAGUCACUUGACCCCCUAUAGCCUAGCCCUUACCAUUCUUCUGCCUUGGAACCAAUACACAGUAUUGAUUCUAAGAUGGAAGGUAAGGAUUUAAAAAAAAUUAUGAUCUGCAGGAAAGAGUAUUUUACCACUGGUGAUAAUACCACAUUACAUUUUAUAAUAAUACAUUUUAUAAUUUUAUAAACUGUACAGUUUUCAAAGCAUUUUCAUGUUAUUUAAUUUGAUCUUUAAAAUGAUCCUUUUAGGUUAAACAAGACAAGUAUUAUUUCUUCUCUACUUAACAGAUGGCAAAGCUGGGACUCUGAACAAGAGUAAACCCAAGGUAAAUAGCUAUUGAAUUACAGAGAUUGUACUAGAAUCCAGAUCUUCUGACUACUACCCCAGGUUAUACCUUGUUACUUUCAGAUAAUCAUUAAGGUAGGCACUUGAAAGGUUGUGUAUACCUUCUUUUAUGGAGUCAAUAAGAAUUUGAAUGGGGCAAAAGAUACGCUUGAGUUUUCUUACUUGAACACAGUGUUCAUUGACUUAUGCCCAAUUCUACUUAUUCCUAUUUUAAUCAUCUUAGGAACCAUGUGUACUUGAACAAAGGAACGAGUAUGGUAAGGCUAUAACCAAAAUAUGUCUACAUAUCUAUUACUGGGGAAAUAGUACCUUUAAGUCUUUUCAGGUCCAUAAUCACUGUAAAAUUGUCCUGAUAAUUUUACCAAAUUCAUCAGAACACAUAUAAUAUUGAAGGUCCUUUAAAUAAUAAUUGAAAGGAAUAUCUUUUCAAACAAAAGGAAAAUUGCUUUUUCUUUUCCUGAAUUUGUCCAUUUCUUAUCUUUUAUAUAUCUCUAGAGAUUAAUGGUUUGUUUUAAAAGCAUUAAAAAUCUAGAAUUAUCUUACAUUCUAAAAUAUACUUUUGGUUUUAUUUUUCAUCAUAAGGGUCAUUACUUAAUUUGUGCUUUUUAAAAAAUGAAGUGUAAAAAUACCUCACUAUGCUUUUUUUUUCUGCACCAUUUUUACUGAAAAAUUGAAUGUUAUUUGUGAGAAUUAUGAAUUGCAGAUUUAGUCAAAUGGGAUUUAAGAAAUUUCUACUAUCCUACCAAAUGUGACAAAUAAGCUGGGAAUAGAAUUCUUAAAUGAAAAUUGCCUAUUUGCUUCACACUGAACUCAUAGCAAUCAAGAUUUGGGCAUAAAUUUGGAAACAACUUAAUGUUAUCUAAUUACAAUUAGUGUAUGCAGAGACAAGAAUAUUUCAAGACCAAUGAAUGCUAUCACACUACUGGGCUAAUAAAUGAGCAAUAUAAAUAUAUGAUGAUUAAAAGUAUGUCUGUAAUUUAAAUUCUAGCUUAAGGUAAAAUGAGUUUGGUUUUUAAUGCAUUGUAGUAGAAUGUUAAAUGAAUGUUAAUAUGUUUUACUAUUCGUUGAAAAAGCUCAUUUGCCUAAGAUUGUACCAAUGCAUUUCUUAUUCCUGACUUAACUGCUGCUCUACUUCCAACUAGGUUUUUUUUUUUUUUAAUUAAAGGUGUGCUCAUCUGCUGGGCUACUAAAGUUGUUCUUCCUAUUAAUCAAAAUAUUGUUCUACUGCAAUAUCUAGCAAUAUUUUCCCUUUGAUAAUAGGUAAUUUUAAAAAGUAUAUGUGUAUAAACAUAUACACACACGUAUAUGUGUGCUUAUUUUUGUAUACAUACACCUAGGUGAUAAAUACUUUUCAUCUUUAGGGAAAAGAAAUCAGGGAAUUAAAUUUUUCAAAGCAAAAAAAAAUCUUUUGUUUAAAGUUAAGUGCUGUUCUGAAGUGGAGUCUAAGCCAAAUAAUUUUAUUUAUUCAGUAGUCGUCAAGUUCCUUCUAUAUGUAAGGUAUUCAGCAUGUUUUUUUCAUGUUGUAAAUGCCUUGUUAUAAAUAUGAUAAACUAUAUAACCAGGAAUCUUCAGAAGUAUGCACAUUUUAUUCUCUUCUUCCCAAAGAGCUCAGGCUGUCCUUGAGACAAGUAAAGGACUGUACACUUUAUAUUUGACCUUUUUACAUUUGAAAAGAACAUUGCUGAUAGCAUUAUUCUAUGCCAAACUUCCCACCAUCAGUAGGAGUUAAAAAUGAGUUGUUUAUAGUGAUUGCUUACACUAACUCAUUCGCACUCUUUGGUUUACCCUGCAGUUUCCAAAGCAAGAAAAGUAGCUGAAGUUAUGAUGUAAUCUGUAUUUUGCUGACCGAUUUUUCUGGGUGCCUUUUAUAAUCAAGCAUUUGUUAGACCCAAAGUGAAUGGGGAAAAUUCUAUUUCCAACAAUCAUUUAACUUUAUCUUUGUAAACAACAUUACUGUUUGCUACUAUAUCGUGUUUGUAAAAUAUCUUAAGAUCAUUAACCAAAGGCUAAGAAAAUUGUAAGUCUUUAAAAAAAUUUUUUGCAGGUUCAUCAUCUUUUAAAAUUAGAAGCUUAAUAUUCAUCAGUGAAACCAAUUAAACUUGAUUUCCAACUAUUUCUAUUUUAAAUAAAUGAAUUUAUAUGCAUAAAA